Cololabis saira (Pacific saury) is the source of this 2295-nucleotide messenger RNA. Its product is annotated as calpain-2 catalytic subunit-like. The record is from RefSeq and is a predicted model, not a curated record. Gene Ontology annotation, cellular component: cytoplasm. NCBI's taxonomy places the organism in Eukaryota, Metazoa, Chordata, Actinopteri, Beloniformes, Belonidae. Gene Ontology annotation, molecular function: calcium ion binding; calcium-dependent cysteine-type endopeptidase activity. The transcript has 21 exons. Bases 66 to 2159 code for a protein of 697 amino acids. Gene Ontology annotation, biological process: proteolysis.
AGGUGGCACAUCUGCGAGCUUGUCCUCCUCACACUCAGAGCAGCUCCUCUCCUCUCGUCUCCAACAUGUCCGGAGUCGCAUCCACCCUGGCCCGGAAGCGGGCCCUGGCGGCCGGGUUCGGAACCAAUGCCAACGCGGUCCGGUACCAGAACCAGAGCUUCGAGGCGCUGCGCUCGCAGUGCCGCGGGUCCGGCCAGCUGUUCUGUGACCCGCUGUUCCCCGCCGAGCCCGAGUCCCUGGGCUUCAACGAGCUGGGCCGGAGCUCCUACAAGACCCGCGGAGUCAGCUGGAAGAGGCCCACGGAACUGGUCUCAAACCCGGAGUUCAUUUUGGGCGGAGCCAACAGGACUGACAUCUGCCAGGGAGCUCUGGGUGACUGCUGGCUGUUGGCGGCCAUUGCCUCCUUGACGCUGAACGAGUAUGUGAUGGCCAGAGUGGUUCCCUCUGACCAGAGCUUCGGAGACGACUAUGCAGGCAUCUUCCACUUCCAGUUCUGGCAGUAUGGUGAGUGGGUGGACGUGGUCAUCGAUGACCGGCUGCCCGUGAAAGAUGGAGAGCUGAUGUUCGUCCACUCGGCGGAAGGAAGGGAGUUCUGGAGCGCCCUGCUGGAGAAGGCCUACGCCAAAGUGAACGGCUGCUACGAGGCUCUGUCUGGAGGUAGCACCACCGAGGGCUUCGAGGACUUCACUGGAGGCAUCGCAGAGAGCUACGACCUCAGUAAACCGCCCUCCAACCUCUUCCAGAUCGUCAAGAAGGCGCUGGAGGCAGGAGCGCUGCUGGGAUGCUCCAUCGAUAUCACGAGCGCUUCAGACUCUGAGGCUGUCACUCGUCAGAAGCUGGUGAAAGGCCACGCCUACUCACUGACCGGCGCCGUGGAGGUGAGCUACCGCGGCCGUCAGGAGAAGCUGGUGCGGGUCAGGAACCCCUGGGGUCAGGUCGAGUGGACCGGAGCCUGGAGCGACGGGUCGUCUGAGUGGAACCAAGUGGAGGGGGAGUGUCCUCACGCCAAGGCCGAGGACGGAGAGUUCUGGAUGUCCUUUAACGAGUUCCUGCGUCACUACUCCCGCAUCGAGUUGUGCACACUGACCCCAGACACCAUCGAUGAUGACACCGUCAAACACUGGAGCGUUUGCAAGUUCGACGGCACCUGGAGGAGGGGCUCCACGGCUGGAGGCUGCAGGAACCACCCAUACACGUUCUGGACGAACCCACAGUUCGUCGUCAAGCUGGACGAGGAGGACGACGACCCCGAUGACGGGGAGGUGGGCUGCAGCUUCGUGGUCGGUCUGAUCCAGAAGAACCGCAGGAUGCUGCGUAAAAAGGGGGAGGACAUGCACACCGUCGGCUUCGCCAUCUACGAGGUUCCAGAGCAGUUCCACGGACAGAGGGAGGUGCACCUGGACAAGAACUUCUUCCUGACCCACGCUCAGACUGCCCGCUCAGAAACCUUCGUCAACCUGCGUGAGGUCAGCACCCGCUUCAAGAUGCCGCCGGGCGAGUACCUGAUCGUCCCGUCCACCUUCGAGCCCCACCUGAACGGAGACUUCUGCAUCCGGGUUUUCUCUGAGAAGCAGUCGGAGACGCUGCCAUGUGACGACCCGGUCAGCGCUGAGCUCGAAGAGGAGACGGUGUCGGACGAUGAGGUGGAUUCAGGAUUCAGGAACCUUUUCACUAAACUCGCCGGAGACGACAUGGAGAUCUCUGGGACGGAGCUGAGGACCAUCAUGAACAAGAUCGUUGCCAAACGAACCGACAUCAAGACAGACGGUUUCAGCCUGGACACCUGCAGGAUCAUGGUCAACCUGAUGGACGACAGCGGUAACGGGAAGCUGGGCCUCGGAGAAUUCGCCACGCUGUGGAAGAAGGUUCAGCGAUACCUGUCCAUCUACAAGAAGAACGACUCCGAUAACUCUGGAACGAUGAGCACCCCAGAGAUGAGAGUCGCCUUCAAAGAUGCAGGUUUUACCCUCAACAACACCAUCUACCAGCUGCUGGUGGCCCGCUACUCCGACCCGGACAUGACCAUCGACUUCGACAACUUCGUGGGCUGUCUGAUGAGACUGGAGAUGAUGUUCAAGAUCUUUAAGAAGCUUGACGCCCACGACAGCGGCUUCAUCGAGCUCGACUUCACCCAGUGGUUGAAUUUCGCCAUGAUCUGAGAGGAAGCCUCAGCCGUUCUGCAGCAAGCCACUUUACCGGUUACAGCCGCCGCUUCUCUUACAGUUUUAUAUGUAUUUACCUGUUUCAGUAUCUAAGUGAUGUCACAAAAGUCAAUAAAUUUACCCACUAAACCUU